UUGCGCCUCAAUAAAACCGUAAGAAUUUUUAAAAAAGCAGUCGAAGACCUUAGUUUCUAAACAUGAGAGAAUCAGCAAAGAUGAAAACCAUCUUACUCGUUUUAGUGUUAUUCUCUGUUUUACUUAUAAGUACUCUUUUGUAUCAGCGUGGUCAGACAUUAAGUAUCUUAAAGGACGUCAACUGUGUACAAGAAAAGGAGAUCACUAGAUUUAAGGAUGCGCCCCCACUCAAUACAUUUGACGAUGCGACUAUUAACCCAUUUAAAACAUGGUGGAAAAACUACAGAAAGUCUGAGAAAUUCGGAGAUGUUUUUAAAUGGAAUCAUUACUUUGAUAUUUAUCAUAGACAUUUUGCAAGAUUCAGGAACAAGGAGAUGACUAUGCUUGAGAUUGGAGUGAGAAACGGUGGCUCUUUGAAGAUGUGGCGAGACUACUUCGGUCCGGGUGCACAAAUCUAUGGCAUGGACAUUAUUGCCAAAUCAAAACGAUUUGAAAAUGAGUUAGAGGGAGUCAAAAUAAUAAUUGGAGACCAGGGAAAUCCAAGGUUUUGGACUGAAGCACUGAAAACAUUGCCAAAAUUCGACAUAGUUAUUGAUGAUGGGGGACACACAAUGAAUCAGUUGAAGGUAACGUUUGAUCAUCUAUAUGACCACGUCAAACUCGAUGGUGGGAUUUAUCUUGCUGAAGACCUCCAUACAGCUUACUGGCCAAAUUAUGGUGGAGGAUUUAAAAGGCCAGAAACUUUUAUAGAAUACACUAAAGGUCUCAUCGACCAGCUGAAUGCAGAUCAUAGCAGAGACAAGAACUUGGUUGUAACUAAUUUUACAAGAUCCACACAGAGUAUACAGGUAUACGACAGUAUAGUUGUGUUUGAGAAGUCACCGCAUCCUAAAUAUCAUACCAUAUUAUCACAGUGAAGUGUGAGUUUAGAAUGGAUUGAGAUCAAUAAUCGAAAAGAAAAAGUUAGUCACGUGAAAAUGCAAUUUUGUUUCAAAAAAAUUAUUAGUGUGCAUAAGUCUAGAAUAAGGUAAUAACUUAUUACCAAAAACAUUUUCACCCUGUGAAAACUAGCCUGACAUUUUUUUCUAAAUGUUUAUCUUUUUUUGUAAGAACAUGCAGUGUAUUACUCAAGUUUUUCAAAUCAAGUACAUCCCUUUGACAAAAUGUUAAAUAUUUAGAGAUAAAAACAGUACCUUUCUUUAAUUAUAAAUUGUUUUCGAAAUGAAG
Messenger RNA from Owenia fusiformis, 1227 nucleotides. Lineage: Eukaryota; Metazoa; Annelida; Polychaeta; Sabellida; Oweniidae. The record is from the annotation of a GenBank genome assembly.